Messenger RNA from Linum trigynum, 3058 nucleotides. The record is from the annotation of a GenBank genome assembly. Lineage: Eukaryota; Viridiplantae; Streptophyta; Magnoliopsida; Malpighiales; Linaceae.
GAUCUCCGACUCUCCCUCAAGUGGCUUCGCCACUGCACCUGCGAUGAGUUCUCUGUCCAUGGCGGCUGCAGUGGUGGCAGUAGAAGCCUAUAUCCUGCAUUACUGCUCUUGAAACCUUGCUGUAACUUUGUACGCGUCGUAAGAUGGUGGUGGUGGUGGUGGUGGUGGUGGUGGUGGAGGAUGAUGAUCAAUUUCCAAAGGCUACUUUGGACUUUGGUGUGUUUUUACCUUUUACCGCCGAAAGGCCGCGGUAACGGUAACUCACGCAUCUCGCAUGCUCCGUUGAAAAUAAAUACAUAAAAUUCAAAAAAAAUUGAAAGGAUAGGACAAACUAAAAGAAUCAAAAUUUGCGCCAUUCAUUCCGAACGGCCAGGGAAUUCCUAAAUCGGCAAUCGGGAAAUCUGGAACGGAUUUCGCCGACGAGAAGGGCCGCCGUCUGCCAUGGCGUUCGCAGCCGUAGCUUCUCCUCCGUCCUCUCUUUCUCUCUUCCCCACCACUACCACCACCAGCAGCUGGUCGUCUAUCCACAAGCUCAACAAUGGCUCCUACUGCGCCAAAAAAACCUACAGUCUCACAAUCAAAUCCUCACUGGAUGAGAAAACCCCUAAAUCGACCGCCGGCAAGCAGAGCUCCUGGGUUAGUCCUGACUGGCUCACUUCCCUGACCCGCUCACUAACUCUCGGUGGCAAAAAGGACGAUUCCGGCAUCCCCAUAGCCAGUGCGAAGCUCGAGGACGUCAGCGACCUCCUCGGCGGCGCUCUCUUCCUCCCUCUGUUCAAAUGGAUGAACGAGUACGGACCGAUUUACCGCCUCGCCGCCGGCCCCAGGAAUUUCGUGAUUGUUAGUGACCCGGCGAUUGCCAAACACGUUUUGAGGAAUUACGGUACUAAGUAUGCGAAAGGUCUCGUAGCCGAGGUCUCCGAGUUCCUCUUCGGGUCGGGAUUCGCCAUUGCCGAAGGCCAGCUGUGGACGGCGAGGCGGAGGGCAGUGGUUCCAUCUCUGCACAAGAGGUAUCUAUCUGUGAUUGUCGACAAGGUGUUCUGCAAAUGUGCUCAGAGAAUGGUAGACAAGCUACAAGCUGAUGCUAUGAGUGGCAAUGGUGUCAACAUGGAAGCCAAGUUCUCCCAGUUGACUCUCGAUGUAAUUGGGUUGUCGGUGUUUAACUAUAAUUUCGACGCUCUGAAUACUGAUAGCCCAGUGAUAGAUGCUGUCUACACUGCUCUGAAAGAAGCAGAAGCUCGUUCCACUGAUCUGUUGCCAUAUUGGAAGAUUAAGCCUCUAUGCAAGGUGAUACCAAGACAAGUGAAAGCUGAGAGAGCUGUUACAGUUAUAAGGCAAACUGUGGAAGAGCUGAUUGCAAAGUGUAAAGAGAUUGUGGAAAGUGAGGGUGAGAGGAUAGAUGGGGAGGAAUAUGUUAAUGAUGCUGAUCCAAGCAUUCUUCGGUUUUUGCUCGCUAGCAGAGAAGAGGUUUCGAGUGAACAAUUACGAGAUGAUCUCUUAUCAAUGCUAGUUGCUGGGCACGAGACAACAGGAUCAGUAUUGACCUGGACAUUGUACCUUCUGAGCAAGGACUCUUCUGCAUUGACGAAGGCACAACAAGAGGUUGAUCUAGUAUUAGAAGGAAGACCCCCUACCUAUGAAGACGUAAAGAAUCUAAAGUUUCUGAUGCUCUGCAUACUUGAGUCCAUGCGCCUCUAUCCACAUCCUCCUGUACUAAUCAGACGAGCUGAAGUUCCUGAUGUGCUUCCAGGCGAUUACAAGGUCAAUCCUGGUCAAGACAUAAUGAUUUCAGUGUAUAAUAUCCAUCACUCCUCUAAGGUAUGGGAUAGAGCAGAAGAGUUCAUCCCAGAGAGAUUCGGCACAGAAGGUCCUUUGCCAAAUGAAUCAAACACAGAUUUCAGGUUCAUUCCAUUCAGUGGAGGACCGCGUAAAUGUGUUGGCGACCAGUUUGCUUUGCUGGAAGCCAUUGUCGCCCUCUCGAUCUUUCUCCAAAACAUGAAUUUCGAGCUCGUCCCAGAUCAGAAAAUCAACAUGACAACGGGAGCAACUAUACACACCACUAACGGACUGUACAUGAAGCUCAGCCGGAGGCAAAGUAAGCUAGCAUCGUUAGCUUCAUCAUCUCCUUCACGGUAAGUCACAGAAUUGUACAUAGAUACUCUUAUUCAUGUAAGCUCGGCAAGUCGGGGAAAUUACAGAUCCAUACCUGCAUUUUGUCUCUUAGAUAAGAGGUAGCCAUAUUGAGUUUUAAGUGCCUAGUCACUACUAAAGCAUUUUGCCUAGUCACCAUGGUUCAGAUCUCUCUCAAGCAUGGCUUUUUAGCCCCUCUCGUUCAGAUUUAUGACACUAGAUCACCGACUCCAAAGCAACAUUUAUUGAGGAGUUAAGCUGAGUUCUGUUACCUUCGGCAUUGCAAGAGCAAAUCACCCCAUCACUCUGCAAUUUCCUGUUGCCAAGCCGAUCUCUAUUGGCGAUCGACAUGAAAUGAAUGAUAAAAGGCUGAGGUAAACAAUGUUGAGAAGUCUAUGGAUUUCAGAAUGUCAGCUGCUCCUAGGUGGUAUUUAGAAUCCAACCAUCAUUUAACACGAAUUCGGCUCGAAAUCCACCAACUAAUGGAUUCUGAGAAAGAAUCCACAUGUCCAAAUUCACGGCCAAAACACGGCCCUUCUAAAUCGGGAAGUAUACAUCACACGUGAGUAUUUAUGAGUUUCCGCAAAAAGGUGACGCCACAUAGCUGCGGUAGCUGCCAAAUACGCUCGUUUUCAAAAGCCUUUAGCAUUAACCAAUCACCGCGGUUAGGGUUUGUUUGGAAGUUGGGAGUCUAUGAAUAUGUAUAUUCUUGCGAUGUAUGUAUUCUAAGUGUAGUGAUUUCAAAAGCCUUUAGCAUUAACCAAUCACCGCGGUUAGGAUUUGUUUGGAAGUUGGGAGUCUAUGAAUAUGUAUAUUCUUGCAAUGUAUGUAUUCUAAGUAUAGUGAUUGUAAGAAAUAGAUAAUUGUAAGAAUAUGUUGUUUGUUAGUUGUGAUUCUCACUUUUAAAGAAUAUAAGGAUUCUCACUUU